ACCUGAGCUCGGCUUUACAUUUCCUACCUGUAUUCCGACGAGUCCGGCCUACUGUGGGAACGCCCACUCUCCGGCACAUCCGGGCAUUAACAGCCACCAGAGGGCACUCGCGUACUGGUUCGGUUUAUUCAGAGAGUGAAUAAACGGCAGCUGAAGCGGUUCUGUGUCUGAUUGGACCAAGUGAGGAGAUUCCUGACUUGUUUUUAUCGCCCAGUUUUUUGUCAGGCUGGUGAAAGAUGGGGGCCCUCGGGAGCCGCUUCCAGACGCCGCAUCGCCUCGACGAGCCCGUCCAGCCUCACUGCGCCGGAACCGCACACAGCUGCUCCUGUAAGAAGAGGAAACGAGCCUCGAGCUGCGAUUGUGAUAGUGAACCAGAGGAGGAGGACAGUGUGCUGGAUACACCCUGCAGGAAGAAGCUGAAGAGCACCUCCAAGUACAUCUACCAGACUCUGUUUCUGAACGGAGAGAACAGCGACAUCCGGAUCCGUGCCCUCGGACAGGAGUGGAACCUGCACAAAGUUUAUCUGUGUCAGUCGGGCUACUUCUCCAGCAUGUUCAGCGGCUCAUGGAAGGAGUCCAACAUGAUGGUGAUCGAACUGGAGAUCCCCGAUCACAACAUUGACAUCGAAGCUCUGCAGGUGGUGUUCGGCUCCCUCUACAGAGAUGACGUUCUGAUCAAGCCCAGCAGUGUCGUCAGUAUCCUGGCUGCUGCCUGCAUGCUCCAGCUGGACGGUCUGAUCCAGCAGUGUGGAGAAACCAUGAAGGAGAACAUCAGCGUGAAGACGGUGUGCGGUUACUACGCCGCUGCUAACCUGUACGGCCUCGACUCGGUCACUAAGAAGUGUCUGGAGUGGCUCAUGAACAAUCUGAUGACCCACCAGAACGUGGAGCUGAUGAAGGAACUCGGGGUUGAGAUCAUCGAACAGCUGAUUCAGUCGUCCGACCUGUUCGUCAUGCAGGUGGAGAUGGACGUUUACACCGCUCUGAAAAAGUGGAUGUUCCUGCAGCUCAAUCCGUCCUGGGACGGUCCCAUCAAGCAGCUUCUAGUCGAUGCAGACACGUGGCUCUGUAAAAGAAGAAGCGAACUGAAGGAGGAGGAGCCGUUCCUGUGCACCGAUCAGGGUUCGCCCUUCACCCCCGUCUUCAGACACAUUCGCCUGCAGUACAUCAUCAACGACCUGGCAUCAGCACGGAUCCUGGAGAAGGACAACAUCAUUCCACCUGACUGGUUAUUCAGGAUAUAUAAGCAGCAGUGGUUCACUAUGCUGCGCACGGAACACGACAACGACAACGGACCACAAGAGGCGAACAGGGACGAAUUUGAGCGGAACAGCAUGCGGUGUGGCAGGAAGCUGAACAAAGACGGAGAUUACUGCUGGAGGUGGACGGGAUUCAAUUACGGGUUCGAUCUGCUCGUCACCUACACCAACCGCUUCAUCGUCUUCAAGAGGAAUACGCUCAGCCAGCCGUGCGGGGGCGCCGUCAGCCUGCAGCCUCGACGCCACCUCGCGUUCAGGUUACGACUGGCGUCGUUUGACAGCAGCGGGAAGCUGAUCUGCAGUCGAUCUACAGGAUAUCAGCUCCUCACUCUGGAGAAAGAUCAGGAGUACGUGGUGAUGAACCUGGACAGUCGUCUCCUGUCCUUCCCGCUGUACGUCUGCUGUAACUUCCUGUACACCUCACCCUCGCCGGAGCGCCGUGCGGACACCGGCGAUCCCGAGAGCAGCUCCCGGGGCGGAUCGUGACCCCUCCAGUAUGAGCUACAAUCAAUCAAAUCAUUUCCCAUCAUUUAAAAACUUUUACUGCA
Trichomycterus rosablanca is the source of this 1807-nucleotide messenger RNA. It is a transcript of the gene gmcl1, whose product is annotated as germ cell-less, spermatogenesis associated. Gene Ontology annotation, molecular function: protein binding. The transcript is spliced from 16 exons. The record is from RefSeq and is a predicted model, not a curated record. Gene Ontology annotation, biological process: germ cell development. NCBI's taxonomy places the organism in Eukaryota, Metazoa, Chordata, Actinopteri, Siluriformes, Trichomycteridae. Bases 237 to 1745 code for a protein of 502 amino acids.